AAACGGCGCGUGGGUCCUCGCACUUCUAUAUAAACAGAGCGCGCACAGCUGAACUCCAGAGUAUGAGCGCAGCAGCCGAGUUCUGAUCGCACGCGCAGACCGGAAGCGGAGUUUGUGCUUGCUUUAACUCUCACUCCUGCACAGGUGCCGCACGGUAACGAACAUGGCGACCUCAGCAAGCUCUCAGCUCAGCAAGGUGGUGAAGCGACAGUACAUGGAGCUUCCUCAGGGGGACAAAGUGCAGGCCAUGUACAUCUGGAUCGACGGCACGGGGGAGGGACUGCGCUGCAAGACCAGGACCCUCGACUACGAGCCGAAGAGCAUCGAGGAUCUUCCUGAGUGGAACUUUGACGGCUCCAGCACCUACCAAUCUGAGGGCUCCAACAGCGACAUGUACCUCAUUCCCUCCGCCAUGUUCAGAGAUCCAUUCCGCCAAGACCCCAACAAGCUGGUCCUGUGUGAAGUUCUGAAAUACAACCGCAAACCUGCUGAAACCAACCAUCGUUUGACGUGUAAGAAGGUCAUGCAGAUGGUGGAGGAUCAAAUCCCGUGGUUCGGCAUGGAGCAGGAGUACACCAUCCUGGGAACCGAUGGUCACCCAUUCGGCUGGCCUUCCAACGGCUUUCCUGGCCCUCAGGGACCUUAUUACUGUGGCGUCGGAGCAGACAAGGCUUACGGCAGGGAUAUAGUGGAGGCGCAUUACAGAGCCUGUCUAUACGCCGGUGUGAACAUCUGCGGCACGAACGCAGAGGUCAUGCCAGCUCAGUGGGAGUUCCAGGUGGGUCCAUGCGAGGGCAUUGAGAUGGGGGAUCACCUGUGGGUGGCUCGUUUUAUCCUGCACAGAGUUUGUGAAGACUUCGGCAUCGUCGCAUCGUUCGACCCCAAACCCAUCUCAGGAAACUGGAACGGUGCAGGCUGUCACACCAACUUCAGCACUAAAGAGAUGCGAGAAGAAGGUGGACUCAAAUGCAUCGAAGAAAGUAUCGACAAACUGGCAAAGCGACACGACUACCACAUCCGCGCCUACGACCCUAAAGGAGGUCUGGAUAACGCUCGUCGCCUGACGGGCCACCAUGAGACCUCCAACAUCCACGAGUUCUCCGCCGGCGUUGCCAACCGCGGUGCGAGCAUCCGCAUCCCUCGCUCUGUAGGCCAGGAGAAGAAGGGAUACUUUGAAGACCGUCGCCCGAGCGCCAACUGCGACCCCUACGCAGUCACUGAAGCCCUCAUACGCACGUGUCUUCUCAGUGAAAAAGGAGACGAACCUGUGGACUAUUAGCUCUUUCACCUCUUUCUGUUUCCAGGACUGAACUUCCGUUCCUUUACUUAUCUCCUAUAGAACAGCCAACAAGGCAUAAUUUAGUACUGUACACUCUUCUUUCUUUCAUUUCUGUCUGAUGCACCGUAGCGGGUUUUAAUAAAAAGUUGGCUGGUCAACUUAACGUUUUAGGAUUAAACUUGCCGUUAACCGGAGAAGUGAUGUUACGGCGCAUAUCUGAACCUUUGUGUCCUUUUUUAUUUUUUUGGUUUGGUUUGGCCAUGCCUCAUCUAUAAGCUAAACUCCACCCCUUUCACCCUCUCCAAACUUAUCAGUCUCCGAGAUGCCAAGACGUUCCUCUUUACAGACUAAAAGCGAGACAUGUGGACACGACAGGGCAGAGCCACUCAGGCUGCUAAGUACAUUUAGUUUUUUUGUUUUUCACUAGCUAGCCUGUGUACGUAAACCGGCGUAACGUUUCGACUAUGUUUUGUUGUUACUAACGAAAUCGGUGUUCAAUGACUACAUCGUGUCUUGUUCGGUUGUACGGUACACACUCGACUCCAGUGGUCUGUCUUUCCACUUGUAAAAAUAUCACCGUGAAUUUGUGAGUGAAAAAACUAAACCUUUUUAUGCUUUGUCUUGUUGUGUAACAUCCCUUUUGGGUAAAAUCCUGAAGUUGCUGAA
This is a messenger RNA of Silurus meridionalis, 1945 nucleotides long. It is a transcript of the gene glula, whose product is annotated as glutamate-ammonia ligase (glutamine synthase) a. Bases 164 to 1279 code for a protein of 371 amino acids. The transcript has 7 exons. The record is from RefSeq and is a predicted model, not a curated record. Gene Ontology annotation, cellular component: cytoplasm. Lineage: Eukaryota; Metazoa; Chordata; Actinopteri; Siluriformes; Siluridae. Gene Ontology annotation, molecular function: glutamine synthetase activity.